Messenger RNA from Electrophorus electricus (electric eel), 961 nucleotides. NCBI's taxonomy places the organism in Eukaryota, Metazoa, Chordata, Actinopteri, Gymnotiformes, Gymnotidae. The record is from RefSeq and is a predicted model, not a curated record.
GUAACCAACAAGAGAACCUUUGCUGCACUCUUUUCUGCAACAGUGGUUUCUGCUGCAGUCCGAAGUCGUCUCAGAACAUUCCACAUCAUUGGGGAUGUGAGUCUGACUCAGUCUGAGGCUCAGGCAGUGUGCAGAAGAAACUACACUGACCUGGUCACUGUGCACAGUGAGGAAGAAGACACUGUAUUGGUUAAUCUGACGAAGAUGGUCUAUCCCAGUACUGCCUGGAUUGGCCUCUAUCGCAAUCAGCCCAGUUGUAAAUGGUCUAAUGGUGAUGCAGUUACAUUCAGAAACAUGACAGGGAACAUGACCUGUGGAACAGGGGCCAACUGUGUUGCCAUGAAAGCUGAUGGUGGAUGGGAGACAUUUGAAUGCACAGAGAAAAGAGAUUUCAUGUGCUAUAAAUACGUGACCUCUACAGAUGGUAUUAGAUCCAUGCUCAGUUAUCACUUAGUGCUUCAGAAAAUGGCCUGGUAUGAUGCUCAGCAAUACUGCAGGGAAAUCUACAAGGAUCUGGUCAGCAUUAAAGAUCAGGAGCAAAAUGAAGAGGUGAAGCUGAAAGGAAAGAACAGCAUCAUGUCCUUCUGGAUCGGCCUGCUGUGUGAUGACUGGGAGUGGGCUGAUGGAGGACUCUCUGGCUACAGGAACUGGAGAGGUAAUAACUCUCAGCCAUUUAGCUGCGUAGAACUGGUGAAAGAAGAAUGGUCUCCAGCAGAGUGUAAUGAUCCUGCAUAUGCUCUGUGCUACAGCACAUCCAUUCACGUCAGUGAUGACAGUAUGAGCUGGGAGAGAGCUCUGGACUACUGUAAGGAAAAUAACAGGACUGGUCUUCUAUGCAUUGAUUCUGACCUUGACCAGAAAGAAAUGGAGUCUGAGCUUAGGAGGAAUAAAGUCUCUGGGCCAGUGGACAAAGUCGACUGUCUGAGCUGUUGAGGUCAUCCAAUAUGCUGACUCCGGGAUC